Molecule: messenger RNA, 756 nt
Organism: Neurospora hispaniola
Lineage: Eukaryota; Fungi; Ascomycota; Sordariomycetes; Sordariales; Sordariaceae
Exons: 1
Coding region: 295-756 (153 amino acids)
Source: RefSeq, a predicted model, not a curated record
CCUCAGAUUCAGAAAUCUCACAAGUAGGUGAAUAUACACAAUGACAGACGGAUAGAGGCAGGAUGAAACGCAGUCAAACCCAGGGUUCGGAGCUGCCAGCCAUAUGUUCCCGCUGGUGUGCCUGUGUGUGUCUCGCAAGACCUCAUAAAGUCACUGGCCUGCCCAGGACCUACAUACCAGACCUACAUAGCUGCAUCAAGCUUCUGAACCCGUUUACCCCUGAGUUUGGAGGCAGUAUCCUUGGAAUUUUGACUCGUGAUCCCUUGUUGUUGGCCAUCGGCAGGGAAAAUCGCCAUGAUGCACAACAAAAGGGAUGGAAAAGUGGCUGUUGGUGCUGAGACAGAUAGGCACAAGGGGAAAAUCACGAGGAGCACAGCAAAGCAAAAGCUUGGAAGACGGAUGGAUUCAUGGAUGCUUGAGAUCGAGCGAUUUGGUAACGUGGCAUUGACAGCCCCGGGAUGGCGCGGCGUUGGUUGUCACGGUUGUGCAAAAAUUGUCGAUAAUCUCGAUAUUCCAAUCCACCAAGAGCCAACAUGGCAGCAGACAGCAAAGACGACGCUACGGGGCAAUAGGGACCGCGACUGGCCCAUCUGCUCGUCCACUUCUUUAGCUUCUCAUCAAUUCCUGGCUGUCGGUCUUCGUCGUACCAGAAAUCGCCAUGGGCGGCCCAGAGCUACCCCAGUUGAGGGACGAAUUCUGAAUUGCAAUGCCGAUGGACAAGCCAAUAAUCGGAAAGUUACCGAUCGAGGUUCCUGA